GUUAAACCUCGAUGAAGAAGACGAAGGAGGGACAACACCACCGCCCACUCGCUGAUGAUAUGCGGCCUCCGCUGUUUUCAUUCACAGCUCGGACAGGCAGGGCUGACAUGGCUGAAGACUGGAAGUCCGGUUAAUUCAAGCUACCUUACUGCUGGGGUGAAACUCCGUUGUACAAAACACGACAGGGAGUUAUCCGGGAAGCUGGCAGCAUUGUACGGCACUCGAUUCCGGCCGGAUGACAUGGAGAUCUCGGCUGAGGGAGAGGCGGAGGAGCGCAGGAGGGAGCUCUGGAAGCUACUGUCCAGCCUGAAGACCACGGUGGAGGGUCUCGUGUCUACCAACAACCCCAACGUGUGGUCACGUUACGGCGGCCUGCAGCGGCUCCACAAGGACAUGAACAACAUCCUGAGCCAUGGACUGAAGAACGAGCAGGUGUACUACAAGCAGAGAGACUACUGGCCAUUUGUGUGGUGUGUUCGCUACAUCAGCCCCCAACUAGCCUCGCACGUUGAACAGUUCAGUCACUUGGAGCCAGUACUGAGCAGUGGGAUGCAGGGCGUCGGUGAAAGCUACAAGGCUGAGCGCUGGCUGCUACACAGCUUACAGGUCCACAGGCUGUCGACUCAGCUCAGACCUCUGCUCCGGCACCUGGGACACACACGUAAAUACUACAACGAUGAUGCCUUUCUGCUGAGCGAGCCCCAUGUGACCGCCAUGUUCCAGUGUCUUGAAGCUGUGGAGCAAAAUAACCCCAAACUGUUGGCCCAAAUAGACACUGUCGGGCUGUCUCCUCUGAAGGGCCCAUCAUGUCUGGGCCUGUUGAAGAGCCAGAGCCUGUGUGUGUUGCCAGGGGCUGGAGGGGCUUGGAGGAGUGCUGACUUGGCUCCCAGAGGAGAAUCUCUAAAUCGUAGACUCACCACCUCCAACUGCUCCCUCCGAGAAGCAGUUACCACCAGCCACAGCUCUGGGCACACAACGGGAGUCGAAUCCCAAAACAGCAACAGCACAAACACUACCUCUCCAGGCAGCAGCCUGGGAGCUCCCUGGGUGUGUGUGUCCAGGCCAGAAGAGAGCGAGCCAGGUGUGACGCCCACUCCUGGCCCCGUCUCGGCCCCUUGCGUCUCCAUCACACAGUCCCCCCCGGCCACCUCCCUUCAGGCUGAUGCCGUGGACUCUGGUGACGGCGACUAUGACGUGGACGAUGGUCCGGAGUACCUGGCCAUUGGUAACCUGGGGCAACGUAGUCGGUGUGACUCCAGAAGCUCUACCCUCAGCAGUGAGCAGGACGUGACACAGGACCAGUCCGUGCCACAGUGUUCCCUGGCUCGGCCCCCACCCAGACGCUCAUCUUUCUCAGAGGGCCAGAGGGGGCCGGGCCGAGGGUCCCGAGGACACACACGCUCGUUUUCUGACACAGGGGUCAAUCAGAAACUCAGGAAUGAAUCAGCAGUAGACGGCUGUAUGAAGGACUACAGCGGCCCUUUCUCACCUCAGCGCAGUGAUGCCAGCACUGCCAGUUCCCUCUACAUGGAGUCUUAUGGUUGUCCAUACAGAAGCAUUCCAGAUGGGAUGUUCAGGAAGCCGUCAGAGGGUCAGAGCCUCAUCAGCUACUUGUCAGAGCAGGACUUUGGCAGCUGUGCUGACCUUGAAAAGGAGAACGCUCAUUUCAGCAUUUCAGAGUCCCUUAUUGCUGCCAUCGAGCUGAUGAAGUACAACCUGCGGCGUGAGGAGGAGGAGCGCGAGGAGGAAGGCGACAGCGACUGUGAGAUUCAGCAGCUCAAACAGAAGAUCCGCCUGCGGAGGCAGCAGAUCCGACGCAGCCGCCCGCCGCCCUGCGCAACCUCCCAGCACAUUUUCAACUCGACAGACAGCGGAGGCUCCAGGAGGAGCUCUCAGGACUCCUGCCAGGGCCUUUCUGACUCCGGCUCGGCUGAGGAGGUGGAGGAGUGCGAACUACGAGAUGGCUGUGAGGGUCAGUCCCUGCUGGCGGUGUCUCAGAACGGCCUCUCCCUGUCACUCGCCUCCCUCUUCUCAGAUGCAGACAUUAAGCGCAGCGUAUGCUCCAGUGGCAGGUCCUUUCUCAGCUCAGAUUCCAUCUCUCCAUCCUUCCUCCAGUCUAACUCAGCUGAGUCAGUAGCCAUGGGUUUACUCAGGCAAUUUGAAGGCAUGCAGCUUCCUGCAGCCUCGGAGCUCGACUGGCUGGUCCCAGAACACGAUGCUCCACAAAAGCUGCUGCCCAUUCCUGACUCUCUGCCAAUCUCGCCUGAUGAUGGUGAACACGCCGACAUCUACAAGCUGAGGAUUCGGGUCCGAGGCAACCUGGAGUGGGCUCCGCCCCGUCCGCAGAUCAUCUUCAACAUUCAUCCAGCCCCCAAGAGGAAGAUAGUUGUGGCUAAACAGAACUACCGCUGCGCUGGCUGUGGCACCCGCAUUGACCCAGAUUAUAUCAAGCGACUGCGUUACUGUGAAUACCUCGGCCGUUACUUCUGCCAGUGCUGCCAUGAGAAUGCCCAGGCGGUGGUUCCUGCCCGAGUGCUGAGGAAGUGGGACUUCAGCAAGUACUAUGUCAGCAACUUUGCCCGGGACCUGCUGAGCAAGAUCGCCGGAGACCCUUUGUUCAACCCCAGCGACAUCAACACUGGCCUGUACAAGAAGAUCAAAGCUCUGGAGGCUGUCAGGGUUUUGAGGGUGCAGCUGUUUCACAUGAAAAAUCUCCUGAAGACCUGUCGCUUUGCUAAAGAGUUGCUGGACCUGUUUGACAGCCUGCCAGGUCACCUGACAGAGGACCUUCACCUCUUCUCCAUCAAUGACCUCACUGCUGUGCGCAACGGUGAUCUGGCUCCCCGGAUGAAAGAGCUGCUUAAACUUGGUACCACGCACGUAGCUGGCUGUGUGCUGUGCCAGGCGAAGGGCUUUGUGUGCGAGUUCUGCAGCAACGACAAAGACAUCAUCUUCCCCUUCCAGCUGAACAAGUGCCAGCGCUGCGAAGAAUGCCAUGCGUGUUACCAUCGCAGCUGCUUCCGGACAGGUAAAGACUGUCCUCGAUGUCAGCGUCUGGCAGAGCGGAGAGAGAGAAUGGCACGCAAAAACAUGGAGGAACAAGAAGACGAGGGAGGCGGGACCUAGUGCUGGGGACAGAAGAAACUCGGAGACAAACGAAGUAGAGCACAAAUCGACCAUGAUUGUAGUGGCUGACCGCCUCUUUCCGUUCCAGACCUGGGUGACAAUACUCACUGCAAACAGAUCUUUUGAAUCUCAAUAAAUUGACAGAUGAGAAGGUUUUACUACAUCAGGGCAUUAGUUGUGUUAAUGUCAUGACAGUCAGGAGCAUUUAGUGUGAGCUAAGCCCCCUUCACACAAGCACUUAACUCUGUGAAUUGUGGUGGUUUCUUUGUGUCAGCUUCAUAUUUAUAGGAGACUGAAUCGAUUUUCCAUGAAAAUGUAGUGACUUUUACAGAGAAAUGUCUCAGGCUGUGCAAUUUUCUAAUGUCUGUAAUGGAACAGCUUUAAAACUAUAUUCCAACUUUUUUUCUUUAACAUUUUUCUUUAAUAGGUUCAUCCUCAAUAUUUAAUUCCUAAACCAAUUUAUAAAUUACAUUUCCUCGCACAUAAUAAUAAUGUAGGAUUUGGAAAUUUCUGACUUUGGGGACUCCUAGUGGCAGUAAAAAAAACCUCAACAACCCAGCAAUCUCCGUUGUUUCAUUAAUAUGUUUUAAAAUUAAUUUUUUCACUGGCCUGUGAGAGGAGUAAGAACACUUUUCUUCUUUGUGUCAUUCUUUUUCUUUUGUUUUCACUUUUUUGAGCAGCGCUGCACCUGUGAUGCACAGUCCAGAAAGGUUGUUCUGUAGGAGAAAUCAGCUGUCAACACUUUGAGAAGUAGAUCAGACACAUUUGCUUGGACUAUUUUACCCAGGUUUGAUAUUACUUACAAUGCAGCUUCUGGCAACUGCUUGAACUCUGGUGAUUUUAUCGGCUACUGGCUUAGCUAGUUUUUUUUGUGACUUAAAAUGGCAGGAAUAUAUAUAUAUUUUUUAAUUCAAAUGACAAGUAAAAGUUUAGUUCUCUUUUAUGAUUUCACUGGUUUUCAGUGCAGACACUGUAUUUGCGCAAUCCUGCCCUUUGUGCUGAGGUUUUUAUUUUAAUUAGAAAAUACUAAAGAUAUUUAACUAAUCUUUCUUUCUACCCGCUCCUUACUGUCCUGUUUUAAGCUGUUUUAGUCAGGCUUAUGUGCCUCUGGGACCAAUGAACUUAUACUGGUGGAGCAGACGGAGUUACAUUGGAAAGUUAAAUUUACUGAAGGACUGGACUUCAGAAAGGGGUUUUACAGUCAGUGUUGCUAAUGAAACUGCAGAUCCUCCAUUUUUGUGCUGCUUUGUGUGUGUGUGUGUGGUUACUAGAAGAAGCUGUGUGAAUAAGAGUGCUUGUAUUUGUAUGUGCACACAUGUCUACCUGCUGUACAUGCAGCCAUGCACAAAUGGUUUGCACCAGCCUAAUCAGCACUUGCCUGUUUUCUAAUGUACUAGGUUUUGGAUUAAUAGCAAGAGUGUAGUUAAUUGCACUGAAUCUGUCUGUCGUUGUUGCUGCUGCUGCUGCUGUUGGGCGGGUUGAGUUUGGACGUCACUAUUUGUUUUGUUUUUGUAAUGUUCAUUUCUAAGAACACAAACCUUCACCGGGAAAUGUUACUGUUUCUUCCAUGAAGCACCUGUCAUCAGCGGUGCACUACAUUGUUAAUGGUUUCAGUCCAAAAUAAGAGCCAUAUUUUAAUAGAUGAUAUUCACACUCUUAACGUGUAGCAAGAUCAUUAACAAAAUGUAUUAAUCGCCUCUUGGAUGGAAAUUCUUCACAUCUUUUCCAACAGAUCAGUAUAUUACAGUGAUUCCCAGCCUUAUUGGCUUGUGACUCCUUAAAAGAAUACUCAAAACAAUACAGCAGCCAGUUAGCUUAGCUUAGAGUAGAGACUGGAAACUUUGGGAAACAGUUAGCCUUGCUCUGUAUAAAACUGGCCUUGCAUUGCUAACUCACAAAUGAAUAUCAUAUCUCAUUUGUUAAGGCUUAUGUACUGACUAUUUCUUGGCUAGGACCAGUGAUUUCCUGGAAUCUCUGUAAAUUGCCUGGCAACUGGUUAAGCUAAGCUAACAGGCUGCUCAUUAGUUCCUCUAGCUAAAUAUGAGAGAGUAGUAUCGAUCUUCGCAGCAAGAAAGUGAAUAAGCGUAUUCCUUUAAAUUGAAGCCAUGUCUACUUGUGACCGCUCAUGAGUUUUGAGCAGUAAUUUUUCUUUUUACUUUUAAGUUUUACAUGAAGAAUUUUUAGAGACUGCAAAAGGUAAAGGUUUCCAGUGUUUUACAGUAAUAAAAGAGAAAUUAAGUUUUGGUUACCCCUCAGAUUUACCGUGGGACCCAUUUGGUUCAGAACCACUAGCCUAGUUUAUAGAUAUACUUUUUCUUUCAGCAGUUACAAUGUAUUUGUACAUCUAUGGCUUAUUCUCAAUUGUUUAAUUAGAUUAGCCACCGCAGUGCGUUGGGAAAGAAAAUGAAAUUCAUGCCAUAGUUAACGACAGGAGGAAAGUUGUGGGAAAACAAAUAUGCAAACUGCUAUUUAUUUUAUUUUUUUAAGUAACAACCUAUUAAUGGAUUAGGCUCCAGAGUACAUCCUCAACAACCUUUACUUCAUGUGUACAAUUCCUGAUGAACACACUCGACUCUGAAACGCCUCGUCAGCUCAGCAGAUUGUUUGUCCGUGGACUGCCUUUAACAUGGUGGUGUGCGGAUGUUUAAAGUGCACUACAGAUUAAAGUGUUUGUUAUUAAAAAUUGUAUUUUUAAUAUUAUUGUGAUUAUUGAGUUAAUUUGCCUUUGUUCUGUAAUUAUGUUGACAAUAAAAGACUGGCCAGACUGUU
This is a messenger RNA of Micropterus salmoides (largemouth bass), 5895 nucleotides long. RefSeq names its product rubicon autophagy regulator (gene rubcn). The transcript has 21 exons. The record is from RefSeq and is a predicted model, not a curated record. Gene Ontology annotation, cellular component: early endosome; late endosome. Bases 55 to 3126 code for a protein of 1023 amino acids. NCBI's taxonomy places the organism in Eukaryota, Metazoa, Chordata, Actinopteri, Centrarchiformes, Centrarchidae. Gene Ontology annotation, molecular function: phosphatidylinositol phosphate binding. Gene Ontology annotation, biological process: negative regulation of endocytosis; negative regulation of autophagosome maturation.